Molecule: messenger RNA, 3370 nt
Organism: Cheilinus undulatus (humphead wrasse)
Lineage: Eukaryota; Metazoa; Chordata; Actinopteri; Labriformes; Labridae
Gene: ro60
Product: Ro60, Y RNA binding protein
Exons: 9
Coding region: 119-1747 (542 amino acids)
Cellular component (GO): ribonucleoprotein complex
Molecular function (GO): RNA binding
Source: RefSeq, a predicted model, not a curated record
CGCGGCCCCGCCCCUCGUUAUCUCCCUGACGGUCGGAGCGGAGGGGAGGCCUCUUUACGUCCAGCCACAUUUAAGAAUUCAAUACUGUAUACAUAUUUACGGCUUUCUUUAGUUUGCAAUGGAGCCUUCGGGAAGCACUAAAAUAUCUUCAUCCAGCAACCACACCCAAAACUCAACAGGUGGUGGUGGCUGUGCAUGGGAGGUCACUGACAAGGCCAGACUAUGCCGCUUCCUUUGCUAUGGCUCAGAAGGAGACAUAUACACAGCCAGAGAGGAGGGGCAGGUCAGCAUGGAGACUGCAGGAGCCCUGCUUUCCCUGCUGCAGGAGGGCCGGGGCGCUGAGGUAGUGGAGGAGAUAAAACGGUUCAGUCAAGAUGGACAUGCUGUCAGACUCGGCCCCUCCUUUUUCGCCUUGGCUCUGUGCUCCCAGCACUCAGAGCUGAAGACGAGACAGGCGGCGUUCAAAGCUGUAAAGGAAGUUUGUCGGGACCCUGCCCACCUUUUCUCUUUCAUCCAGAACAAAAAGGAGCUGAAGGAGGGUAUGAAGUGUGGGAUAUGGGGACGAGCCCUGAGGAAAGCAGUAUCUGACUGGUACAAUGAACAGGACACCUUGAGUCUGGCUGCGGCUGUGACCAAAUGUAAACAGAGAGAGGGCUGGAAACAUCAGGAUCUGCUCAGGCUCUCUCACACCAAACCAGCCAAUGAAGCAAUUGCCUUAAUCAGCAAAUAUGUAACAAAAGGAUGGAAAGAAGUCCAGGCGGCUUACUCAGACAAAGAGAACUCUGAGGAGGUUGUCAAAGUGCUUUCCUAUCUGGAAGUGGUGGAGAAGGUCAAGCAUAGUUGUGAUGAAACGGAGGUCGUCAAUUUAAUAGAGGAACACAAACUAGAGAGGGAACAGCUGCUGACAGACCACCUGAAGUCAAAACAGGUAUGGAGGGCUUUAUUGAAGGAAAUGCCUCUCCAGUCGCUGCUGAGGAUCUUGGGUAAGAUGACGUCAAACAAAGUACUUGAACCUGGAAGUUCAGAUACACAGGCUGUGUGUGACAGAAUCCAGAGUGAGACGGCACUAAAGAAGGCACAGGUCCAUCCAUUCAGCAUACUUUUGGCUACAGAAAACUACAAAAGAGGCCAAGGUUAUCAGGGUAAAACAAAAUGGGAACCAGACAGCAGCAUCCUUAAAGCAAUGGACUCUGCUUUUUAUAAGAGUUUUAUGAAUGUGGAGCCGGUGGGUAAACGCUUUGUAGUGGCGGUAGACGUGAGCACAUCGCUGAGCAGCAUAGUCCCCGGGACGUCAAUCAGUACUGCAGUCGCUGCUGCUGCUAUUACUAUGAUUUUUGCUAGGUCAGAGGCGGACACAGAGGUGUUAGCUUACUCUGAAGGUGCUUUGGUUCCAUGCUCCAUCUCUGCUGACAUGACUCUCUCAGAGGCUACAAUUGAACUGGUUAAGAUUCCUGGUGGGAGCACAGACUGCACCCUUCCCAUCACAUGGGCCACAGAGAACGAGAAAACAGUAGAUGUUUUCAUCAUUCUGACCAAUAACCCGUUGUGGAUGUUCGCUGCCAGCCCAGUGGAGACUCUAAAGAAGCAUAGACAGAAAACAGGAGCUAAUUCUAAGUUGGUGAUGUGUGGACUUACUUCCAUUGGACAUGCCAUCGCAGACACAGAUGACCGGGGUUUACUGAGCAUCUGUGGCUUCGACCUCGGAGCACUGAGCGUCAUUCGUAACCUAGCCCAGGAUCUCAUCUGACAGGGUUUUGGGACAAUCUGAGUUAUGAGGCACAAAGUGGACCAGGGUGGCUCACUUAGCAUGUAGAGUGCCCUAAAACAGCACUAAUCCAAAAGAUGUUGACAUUUACAAUUCCAGUUUCUCCUUUUGUAUCAUGUCGCUUACAGGUCAACUGACAGUGUCCAGCGGGCUGGACAACACUCUGGAGAAGAUAUUUGCUUUUUAUUCUAACAAAUGAAAAGAAAGUUAUAAGAGACAAUGUGUCACUGCAUGUAAUGCUGCCAGGUGUUUGAGUAUAAACAGCAGCCUGUACGAUGGGCUGAUGACUUUGAUGGUUUUUGGUGAGACACUUAUGUUUCUGAAAAGAAAUUUCUCCAUUUAUGAAAAUAUGUUGGCUAAAAAGGAGCAGUUUAAGAGUCUGAAUGUUAGAGGUGAGCAUAACUGCAAGGUUAGCUAAAGGAGAAUUGCUGUAGUUUCUAGUAUGUAUCUGAGGUAUGAUUUUAGCAGGUUUGGUGUGAUGGUAGAGGUAUUUUUGAUUUGAAACUUGUCCCUAUAUUUUAUGUAGCAACACUAUAAAGUUUUUAUUGAUAUUCUGUGAAGAGAGGAAUUGAAACAAAGCACCAAAAGCAGGAAAAACUGCAAUGUACUCUGACGUCUUUGAAAUCACAUUUGUUGAUUUACAUGAUCAUGUUUUAUAUUUUUAAUUUUUCCAAUUGCAUUUACAAAAAUCUCGCUUUUUGUCAAGCAUCAAUUUUUAGUUGUUAGCUUUUUUCCCCUAAGCCAAAUUUAUAUUUCUUAUUCUCUUGGCAAACUUGUUCAAUGAAAGAAAAAUGCCCUUGGUGCUCUUAAUGAUUUUGUUCUUGUGGGAAUAUUUUAGGAAUUUAUAAGUCAGUUUACUGUAAGUUGGGGAAAGAAACUUCUCAUAUUUCAGUCUGAAUUCAGUGGAUCAUGUUUGUAUUUUAUUGUAUUAUAAUGUCAAGGAAGGAGCAAAUUAUAGCUAUUUAACAACUGUUUACCAAGACUGAAACUGUUAGCUCUGUGAUGUUCUGUACGAUUUAUGUAAGAAUGUUCAUUAUGCAAAAACUAACCAAUACUUGCCACUUCUCUGUAAAAAUUGAAUGUACUUUUGUUAAAAUAUGUAGAGAUUUAAGUAGAAUGCUUUAUAUUUCUUCAGACACUGAAUAGACAGCGCAUACAGAGUUUAGGGGCUGAUCUUGUGGAAAGGCAAACAAACAACUACAGUGGUGCUUCUUGUUUUAGUCCACAGCAUUCACUAAUCAAUCAUUCUGGUCUAAUUCACAUCUUAUGAAGACAAUUUUCUGACCAUAUUACUGUGAAGUAAUUUUUCUUUUCUCCACACAUGCUGAUACUGUCAUUCCCAGUGUAAAGACAAUGUCCACUGUCUCUUGUUUGAAGGCCAAAAGACUAAAAGGCUGAACAAAUCUGUAUAAAGUGGUCAAUGAGAUAUUUGUAGUUGAGAGCCUGACGAGAGGUAGCCAUUAUGAAGUAAAGUUCUCCACAAAUGUUUUACCACCGUGAUUAACUUCUUAUUUGUCAUGUAGUCUGUUGUAUCUACAUGUGUAACAUCCAAGUUCUUGACUGUAGUUGCAAUGUAAACCCCCAAUAAACACUUUGCUGCUUUUU